Messenger RNA from Pocillopora meandrina, 399 nucleotides. NCBI's taxonomy places the organism in Eukaryota, Metazoa, Cnidaria, Anthozoa, Scleractinia, Pocilloporidae. The record is from the annotation of a GenBank genome assembly.
AUGGUAAACCAUUGGGGCCUGAUCUAUGUCAACUUUGCUGGUAAGCAGGUGCAUUUUGAUGAUGGCCUUAUGUCUGUUGUGCCUCCAGUAGCCCUUCUGUUUGUCAAAGAUGCUUUGAAUCUCCUUCUUGAAUUAUACCCAGAUCACCCAUCCCUACAAACAAAGUUUUGGCUCUCAAUCCAAGGUUUUCUGCAUUUUGGAAUGCCUUCUCAGUUGCCAGUUGAUGAUAUGAUGGUUGGUGUUGGAAGUUGUGGGAUUGGGGUCAUCAUGGCUGCCAGAGACUUCAUCCAAGAUGGGCCAAAAACUGUCAACAAUAUCAAGUGGAGAUAUUCCAAUAUGCAUAACCACAGAAAGGAACUCAUGUUGCAGAUUCUAAAGUGGGCAGGGUAUGCUAGCUAG